This is a messenger RNA of Nycticebus coucang (slow loris), 912 nucleotides long. Its product is annotated as ferritin light chain-like. Gene Ontology annotation, biological process: intracellular iron ion homeostasis; iron ion transport. NCBI's taxonomy places the organism in Eukaryota, Metazoa, Chordata, Mammalia, Primates, Lorisidae. Bases 217 to 744 code for a protein of 175 amino acids. Gene Ontology annotation, cellular component: cytoplasm. The transcript has a single exon. The record is from RefSeq and is a predicted model, not a curated record. Gene Ontology annotation, molecular function: ferric iron binding; ferrous iron binding.
GGCGCGUGAGGUGGUCCCUUGGAUCUGUGUCUUGCUUCAACAGUGUUUGGACGGAACAGACCCGGGGACUCCCUUUUUUCCAGCCUUCGGCAAUUUUCCAGUCUCAUUCCUUUCUUUUCCACUUGCAAUCUCUGGGACCUUCUUCACUGCCAUCUCCUGCCUCUGGAGCCAGCUAACACCGUUUUUUUGUGGUUAGUUCCUUUUUACCGAUCAACCAUGAGCUCCCAGAUUCGUCAGAAUUAUUCCACCGAUGUGGAGGCUGCCGUCAACCGCCUGGUCAACUUGCAUCUGCGGGCCUCCUACACCUACCUCUCUCUGGGCUACUAUUUUGACCACGACGAUGUGGCUCUCAAAGGCGUGGGCCACUUCUUCCGCGAGUUGGCGGAGGAGAAGCGCGAGGGCUCUGAGCGUCUCUUGAAGAUGCAAAACCAGCGUGGCGGCCGCGCUCUCUUCCUGGACGUGCAGAAGCCAUCUCAAGAUGAAUGGGGUACAACCCUGGACGCAAUGGAAGCCGCCUUAGCCCUGGAGAAGAGCCUGAACCAGGCUCUUUUGGAUCUUCAUGCCCUGGGUUCUGUCCGCACAGACCCUCAUCUCUGUGACUUCCUGGACAGUCACUUCCUAGAUGAGGAAGUGAAACUCCUCAAGAAGAUGGGCGACCACCUGACCAACCUCCACAGGCUGGCUGGCCCCCAGGCUGGGUUGGGCGAGUAUCUCUUCGAAAGGCUCACUCUCAAGCACGACUAAGAGCCUGUGGAGACCAGUGACCUCUGAGGAGCCCUUUUCAAACCAUCAGGGCUUCUGCCAGAGCCGCCUCCUCCAGCCACAAGGCAGCUUUUUAAACACCUUACAGGCUUUUCCCAAGCCUUGGACCAAAUGGAAAUAAAGCUUUGUGCACCUAAAAAAAAAAAAAAA